GUCAUUUCACAAAAUACUUAAACGUCAUUCUAGUGGAUUAAGGAUUUUUUAAUUUGUUUCAGUAUUUACUAUUUACUUCUUUGUUCUUGCUCUAGCUUAUUUGUAAAUUGACGUCCUCAAAAAAUUAACAAACAUGGCUAAGAGAACAGCUACGGUUGCUUUCGAUGAACCUAAAACGAAGGUAAUCGAUGGAAAAAAGCAUUCUCUUGAUUCUGACGAAGAGGAUAGUGCCGCUGAAGAAGAGAAACAAAAUGUUCUAAAUGCCGACGACAUUGAAGGUGAAGAAGAAGGUAUUGCUGGAAUGGAAGGUGAAAUUACAAUUACACCAUUUAAUAUGAAAGAAGAGUUGGAAGAAGGACAUUUUGAUACACAAGGCCACUACCAUUGGAAAAAGGAAAAGGAGAUUCGGGAUGGUUGGCUAGAUAAUAUAGAUUGGGUCAAAGUAAAGGGUCGGCCUGAAGAUAAGUAUAAAGUACAUAAGGAUGAUGAAAUGAAAGGUAUCCUUGAUGACAGUGAUAGUGAAGAUGAAGAACCAGAAGAGAAAUUUGAUCUUAUAUCUAAUUAUAAAGAAAUAUUACAACAUAUGAAGCCUAAAGAGACCAUAGCAAAAAGUUUACAGCGGUUAGGUGCUGCUUCAAAAAUUUCUAGUGCAGACCGAUGGAAAAGAAAAAAGCAAGGUAUAGUUGAUGAAGGCAGUAAAAUUGUUACAAGAGUAACUGAGUUGGCAAAUCAAAUUCUCACUAAAACUGGUAAUAUGGAUAUUUACCAGGAGACUUAUGAGAAAAUUACAAAUACUAUUGCAAAAUCUGAAAAGAAAAACCAAGAUGCAGAAUUAGAUAUGUAUGCGGAUGACUUUGAUCAGAAAGAAAAGAAAACUUUGGGCCAAGAGAGUGACACCAAAGCUGAAAGUGAAAAUGAAGAUUCUAAUGAGGUAAAAUGGGAAUUUAAAUGGAGCCAAAACAAUAAUGCUGAAAUAUCUGGACCUCAUUCUACAAGUCAAAUGAAUAAAUGGGCAAAUGAGGGUCAUUUUAAAUCAGGUGUUUGGGUCAGGAAGCAUGGAGAAGACUCGCAAUUCUAUAGUUCCAGUAGAAUUGAUUUUGAAAUAUAUAUGUAAAAACAUC
Molecule: messenger RNA, 1121 nt
Organism: Pieris rapae (cabbage white)
Lineage: Eukaryota; Metazoa; Arthropoda; Insecta; Lepidoptera; Pieridae
Gene: holn1
Product: CD2 antigen cytoplasmic tail-binding protein 2 homolog
Exons: 3
Coding region: 134-1114 (326 amino acids)
Cellular component (GO): U5 snRNP
Molecular function (GO): protein binding
Source: RefSeq, a predicted model, not a curated record